Messenger RNA from Ostertagia ostertagi, 561 nucleotides. The record is from the annotation of a GenBank genome assembly. Lineage: Eukaryota; Metazoa; Nematoda; Chromadorea; Rhabditida; Trichostrongylidae.
AUGAUCAGGAGAGAAUGGUUUCUUGCAAGCGGAUUCAUUGACUGCUCCAAAGAAAGCAUCAGCAACGUUUUCACGAAAAAGAGUGCAGGACAAGCUGUGAUUCUCGUCGUGGGUGGAACCGAAGAGGCUCUUUAUGCUCGACCUGGAGUGCAUAAGCUGAAGCUGCUCACUCGAAAAGGGUUCGUGAAGCUGGCUCUCCGUUGUGGCGCUUCGUUGGUUCCUGUUUACACGUUCGGUGAAAACGAUAUCUACAAGCAGUUAGACAACCCUGAGGGCUCGUUAGUGCACAAGUUCCAGGUAUUCAGUGAACGUCUACUAGGAAAGCCUGUAGCAUUGUUCUACGGUAGAGGAUUGUUCCAGAAUAACUUCGGUUUUCUGCCUUUCCGGACACCGGUGGACACCGUCGUUGGUACACCAAUAGACGUUCCAAAGAUUCGGGAACCAACAAAUGAAGAAGUGGAUCGCUUCCAUCGUAAAUACUGCGAAGCUCUUACAGAGCUCUUCGAACAGCACAAAACUAAGUUCGGAGUUUCCGAAGACACAACACAAACUUUAUCCUAG